AUGGCUCAGUCACUCAUUACCUUCGCUGUUGCUCUUGCUUCUUUUUCUUCUUUCGCUUCUGCUGCUGACACUUGCAAAUCUUUCGGCGUGGACUUCCAAGAAGGAGGAGUUUAUUUCCAAAACAAUGCCUCAUCCGAUCCGUUCACUGCGUUCCAAUACUUCUCCGGAUGCACGAACGACACCUCGAACAACGUCCUGGUCGACCCUCAAGGCAACCAGGCGCAAUGCUCAAACACGAACAUGCAGCCGGACAAGCAGACGCAGUUGAUUACUUGCUCGGACAACCCGAAAGACACCCUCUACAACGGCAACUGGUCCCUUCUUGUUAUCAGCAACAACGGCAAUGCCGACCCGAUCGCAUACCAGCGUGAUUUCUCCCUCGAUGUUGGAUCGCAAUCGACUACCUACGUCUACCCGACCGUGACCGUGGACCCAUCCAGCACGACCGUCGAGACAUCCACGAAGCAGACCGAGACCACCAUUACAUCAAGAGUACCCAAGACUACGAUUACUGCGACUCACACCAUCUCUUCUCUGGUCUCUUCGCAAACUCACGGCUGGACCGAGCAUCCCCACCCAAGCUACGUCAAGACGACCAAGGUUAUGCACACAUACACGCAGACUCUGACCGAAUGGCGCAUUUCUGCCUCCUUCCACGCUGUUGAAGCGCAGUGCACUGCACCAACCGCGCCUGGAUACGAGGACAAGAUCGCCAACAUCGUUCCAUCGAUCCUCGGCGAGCUUGACAAUGUCGCGAAGAAAGUUGUCGAGGGCGUUGAAGACACCGUAGACAAGACCGUCGGCGGCGUUCUCGGUGGACUGGGUCUGCGCGACGAGAACUCCGCCUCUGCCAUGUACAAGCGUGCAAUCAUCGAGGGCCGCCAGCCCACCGAGGAGGAGAAGCGCGGAUUCGUCGCUGAGCGCGAGGCUCGCAUGGCCCGCCGUGUCGUGAACCUCCAGAAGCGCCACCCCGACAACAGGACCGUCACUUCCACCGCGACCCAAAUCGUUACGGCUACGGGCCACGCCAUCAACAUGACCACUCUGACCGAUUUCAUCACUAAUACCGAUUCCACCACCACGACCGUCAGCCAGGGCACCGCAACUGUUUUCGCAAACCAGACUGUUCCUGUUACUACCACUGCCCCUGUGCCUACUUUCACUUGGACUGUCUACCAGCCGUUCGCGGUCGAGACGACCACGGUUUGGUCUACAUAUGCCAUCACCAACACAUACACAACCACCGCCUUCGGCGCCCAGGCAUCGUGCGCCCACCAGAACAAGUUCAUGCAUUAA
Molecule: messenger RNA, 1296 nt
Organism: Zasmidium cellare ATCC 36951
Lineage: Eukaryota; Fungi; Ascomycota; Dothideomycetes; Mycosphaerellales; Mycosphaerellaceae
Exons: 2
Coding region: 1-1296 (431 amino acids)
Source: RefSeq, a predicted model, not a curated record